Molecule: messenger RNA, 1733 nt
Organism: Benincasa hispida (wax gourd)
Lineage: Eukaryota; Viridiplantae; Streptophyta; Magnoliopsida; Cucurbitales; Cucurbitaceae
Product: UDP-glycosyltransferase 74F2-like
Molecular function (GO): quercetin 7-O-glucosyltransferase activity; quercetin 3-O-glucosyltransferase activity
Source: RefSeq, a predicted model, not a curated record
CUUAUUUAACCAUGGUGGGACUUUGAUCUUAUUCUCAUCCAACAUAGUCUUUCCUUUGUCUCUCCAUCUCCAUGUGACAUACAUCCAAGCUAGAUAGUUACAUGAUAAGAGAGAGUUUUAUGCUAUAAUAAUAGAAACUUCAAAAAAGAAAAGGAGAGGGGAAAAAAACCCAUAGAAAGAGAGAGAAAUGGAGAGAGGAAAGAAACCUCAUGUAUUAGUAAUUCCAUACCCAACUCAAGGCCAUUUAAACCCUUUAAUCCAAUUCUCCAAGUUCUUAUCCUACAAAGGACUGCACAUUACGGUGGCCAUCACCAAGUUCAUCUUCAAAACCUUCAAACCAUCAACCGAUACCUUAUUCGAUUGGGACACCAUCUCCGAUGGCUUCGACGACGGCGGGUUCGCUGCAGCAAGCAGCAUCGACGAAUAUCUCAUUCGAAUCCAAACGAUCGGGACAAAAACCUUGACAGACCUAAUCCGCCGCCACGAAAGCUCGAGCCAUCCAAUCGACGGAGUCGUGUACGAUGCCUUCAUGCCUUGGGCUCUCGAUGUCGCCAAGGGCUUCGGGCUUAUGGUGGCACCAUUUUUCACUCAGCCUUGCUCCGUCAACUUCAUUUAUUAUUGUUUUCAUAAGGGGUUUCUAGGUCUGCCCCGUUCGAAGGUGGCCUCGUUGCCGGAGCUUGAGCUGCAGGACAUGCCGUCGUUCUUCUCUGCUCCAGAGUGUUACCCAAAUUACUUCAAGUUGGUGUUGAAUCAGUGGUCCAACACAGAGGGAGCUGAUUGGAUUCUUGUCAAUUCUAUCUAUGAAUUUGAGCCAAAGGAAGGAGAUGAACUAUCAAAAAUUGGUCCAACACUAACAAUAGGACCAACUAUUCCAUCUUUCUACAUAGACAACCAUAAUGAAAAUGACAAGAAAUAUGAGUUGGAUCUCUUCAAAAUUGAGCCAGAGGAGGCAUCUUUAGCAAGAAUAUGGCUUGAUACCAAAUCAAAAGGCUCAGUCGUUUACGUAUCAUUCGGCAGCAUGAGCAACAUUAGCAUAACUCAAAUGGGAGAAUUCGCUAGUGGGUUAGUUGAAAGUAACUACUACUUCAUCUGGGUGAUUAGGGAAUCGGAAAAAGCAAAACUUCCUACCGGCUUUGCACCAGAAAAGGGGCUAAUAUUGGAAUGGAGCUCCCAACUAGAAGUGCUUUCGAACAAAGCCGUUGGGUGCUUCUUCACACAUUGUGGGUGGAACUCGACGCUUGAAGCUCUGUGCUUGGGCGUGUCGAUGGUGGGCAUGCCACAAUGGACAGAUCAGCCUACCAUCGCCAAGUAUGUGGAGGAUGUUUGGAAGGUGGGUGUGAGAGUGAAGGUGGGUGAAGAUGGGAUUGUGGGGAAGGAAGAGAUCAAAGGUUGUAUAAGAAAAGUGAUGGAGGGAGAUAAGGCCACAGAGUUCAAAGAAAAUGCUUUGAAAUGGAAGCAACUUGGGUUGAAAGCACUUCGAGAAGGUGGUAGUUCCAUGAAGCACAUUGAUCAACUCAUUUCAAGCAUGAGGGAGAAGAUAUCAGCAGAUUAACAAUUUUAUAUAUAUAUAUAUGUCUCUCGGUGUGCUUUAGAAUCUUUCAAUGUUAUACUACAUGUGAUUUUGAAUUAUGUUUAUCAAUCAUCUUUGUCAUUGAACAUUGGUGGUGUUAAUAAUGAACUUGUAAGCUUUAUAUCUUAAACGUAUAUAUACAAUUUUAAGGUUUAAAUAUUAA